Doryrhamphus excisus (bluestripe pipefish) is the source of this 6585-nucleotide messenger RNA. RefSeq names its product filamin binding LIM protein 1 (gene fblim1). Gene Ontology annotation, molecular function: filamin binding. Gene Ontology annotation, cellular component: focal adhesion; stress fiber. Gene Ontology annotation, biological process: cell-cell adhesion. NCBI's taxonomy places the organism in Eukaryota, Metazoa, Chordata, Actinopteri, Syngnathiformes, Syngnathidae. The record is from RefSeq and is a predicted model, not a curated record.
AAUCUACAUCCAUAUACAGAAUAUUAAUAAAUCCACCCGUUUGAUAUAUAACUGUAUUUUACAGAAUUGUGGUUUAUUUCCAACAGCUGGAAAGCAUGGUACCCAAGGGGUGUCCUAAUUUAUUCAUUCAUUCAUUUUCUACUGCUUAUCCUCAGUUCGAUUCCACCCUCGGGCAUGCAUGGAGUUUGCAGGUUCUCUCCAUGCAUGCCUGGACUCCGGUUAGUUAGUUCCUUGGUAACUACUCUAAAUGUAUGUACCACAGUUCCUCGGCAACUACUCUAAAUGAAUGUACCAUAGUUCCUCUAACUACUCUAAAUGUAUGUACCGUAGUUCCUCGGUAACUACUCUAAAUGAAUGUACCGUAGUUCCUCGGUAACUACUCUAAAUGAAUGUACCUUAGUUCCUCUGUAACUACUCUAAAUGUAUGAACCUUAGUUCCUUGGUAACUACUCUAAAUGUAUGUACCCUGAUCCCUCGACAACUACUCUAAAUGGACGUACAGUAGUUCCUCAGUGACUACUCUAAAUGGAUGUACCUUAGUUCCUCUAACUACUCUAAAUGGACGUACCUUAGUUCCUCGGUAACUACUCUAACUGUAUGUACCGUAGUUCCUCUGUAACUACUCUAAAUGGACGUACAGUAGUUCCUCAGUAACUACUCUAAAUUAAUGUACUCUAAAUGAAUGUACCUUAGUUCCUCUGUAACUACUCUAAAUGUAUGUACCUUAGUCCCUUGGUAACUACUCUAAAUGUAUGUACCCUGAUUCCUCGACAACUACUCAAAAUGGACUUACAGUAGUUCCUCAGUGACAACUCUAUAUGGAUGUACAGUAGUUCCUCAGUAACUACUCUAAAUGAAUGUACCUUAGUUCCUCUAACUACUCUAAAUGUAUGUACCUUAGUUCCUUGGUAACUACUCUAAAUGUAUGUACUGUAGUUCCUCGGUAACUACUCUAAAUGUAUGUACCCUAAUUCCUUGGCAACUACUCUAAAUGGACGUACAGUAGUUCCUCAGUAACUACUCUAAAUUUAUGUACUCUAAAUGAAUGUACCUUAGUUCCUCUAACUACUCUAAAUGUAUGUACCGCAGUUCCUCGGUAACUACUCUAAAUGUGUGUACCCUAAUUCCUCGGCAACUACUCUAAAUGGACGUACCUUAGUUCCUCAGUAACUACUCUAAAUGUCUGUACCGCAGUUCCUCGGUAACUACUCUAAAUGUAUGUACCCUAAUUCCUCGGCAACUACUCUAAAUGGACGUACAGUAGUUCCUCAGUAACUACUCUAAAUUAAUGUACUCUAAAUGAAUGUACCUUAGUUCCUCUGUAACUACUCUAAAUGUAUGUACCGUAGUUCCUCGGUAACUACUCUAAAUGGAUGUACCCUAAUUCCUCGGCAACUACUCUAAAUGGACGUACUGUAGUUCCUCAGUAACUACUCUAAAUGGACGUACUGUAGUUCCUCGGCAACUACUCUAAAUGGACGUACUGUAGUUCCUCAGUAACUACUCUAAAUGUAUGUACCUUAGUUCCUCGGUAACUACUCUAAAUUUAUGUACUCUAAAUGAAUGUACCUUAGUUCCCCUGUAACUACUCUAAAUGUAUGUACCUUAGUUCCUUGGUAACUACUCUAAAUGUAUGUACUCUGAUUCCUCGACAACUACUCAAAAUGGAUGUACCUUAGUUCGUCGGUAACUACUCUAAAUGUAUGUACCGUAGUUCCUCGGCAACUACUCUAAAUGGACGUACAAUAGUUCCUCGACAACUACUCUAAAUGGACGUACAGUAGUUCCUCGGUAACUACUCUAAAUGGACGCACAGUAGUUCCUUGGUAACUACUCUAAAUGUAUGUACAGUAGUUCCUUGGUAACUACUCUAAAUGUAUGUACAGUAGUUUCUCGGUAACUACUCUAAAUGUAUGUACCGUAGUUCCUCGGCAACUACUCUAAAUGGACGUACUGUAAUUCCUCAGUAACUACUCUAAAUGGACGUACUGUAGUUCCUCAGUAACUACUCUAAAUUAAUGUACCUUAGUUCCUCAGUAACUACUCUAAAUGUAUGUACCAUAGGUCCUCAGUAACUACUCUAAAUGGACGUACUGUAGUUCCUCAGUAACCACUCUAAAUUAAUGUACCUUAGUUCCUCGGUAACUACUCUAAAUGGAUGUACCGCAGUUCCUCGGCAACUACUCUAAAUGGACGUACUGUAGUUCCUCAGCAACUACUCUAAAUGGAUGUGCUGUAGUUCCUCAGUAACUACUCUAAAUGGAUGUGCUGUAGUUCCUCAGUAACUACUCUAAAUGGACGUACUGUAGUUCCUCAGUAACUACUCUAAACUAAUGUACCUUUGUUCCUCAGUAACUACUCUAAAUGUAUGUACCAUAGGUCCUCAGUAACUACUCUAAAUGGACGUACUGUAGUUCCUCAGUAACUACUCUAAAUUAAUGUACCUUAGUUCCUCAGUAACUACUCUAAAUGGACGUACAGUAGUUCCUCAGUAAGUACUCUAAAUGGAUGUACUGUAGUUCCUCGGCAACUACUCUAAAUGGACGUACAGUAGUUCCUCGGCAACUACUCUAAAUGGACGUACAGUAGUUCCUCGGCAACUACUCUAAAUGGAUGUACUGUAGUUCCUCAGCAACUACUGCAUUUUUGUGUACCUUAUUGUAAAGUGAGACGUAGUAAUUAUUUGAGCACACAGUAGGAGAUGAAUGUCCAGGUCUUCUGUACCCACCAUGCCAAGCCAGAUAUAUUGUAUAAUAAAGGAAGGGAAAUAAAUAAGAGUUGGCAUUGCGUGGUGGCUUUGUGUUUAUCAGGUGUCCCAGGGAGGAAAGCUUAUCAUAUACUCAUAAAAAACCAACUGACGUGUUAUUGCGCAAGCGUAGCUUGACUUUCUCUUCAGGAGGUUUUGAGUUUUGAUGAACGGGAUCCCACCAGUCCUGCUGAAACAAGAAAAUGGUCCAUGUAUACGUCCAUGGUUCUUAUGGCAGCUGGCAGAAGCAUGGAUGGAGGGACGUACGUCAUAUUUCUUCUGCCUUUUCCCGUAAUCCUACCUGUUGGCUUUUUAUGGCUCAGAGUGGAGGUGGUACUGCUCAGGCUGGCGUUCCACAAGGCGUGGCCUCCUGCACAUAAAACGCCGUAAACAGCGUAAAGUCCACUCUUGCGGGAAGAAGAACAAUUGAGACGGAAAGGACAACAGCUACUUCAUCUGUCAGGCAUGGCCUCGGAAGAAUCAAACAGGAAGGUGUCCUCGGUUUUCAUCACCCUGACACGUCCCCACCAAACCAACAUCGAGCAGCAACAAGGACCCAAAAAAGGUUGGGUUCAUGCUGGACCUUCCCCAAGGCCCUCGUUGCCUGGGAACCCUGUACCGACGAGGCCUUCACACACGCCCUUGGAGUCUAAAAACCCUGCAAAUCCUGCACCUACAAAGCCUUCCCACAGAACUUCAAGGUCUGAGAACCUUACAGCUGAUGCUGCAGGUCAAAGAGAUGCAGUCGCUCCGAUUUCUUCCUCUACCUCUCCCCCUUUUCAUCCUCCUGCUGCUGCUGAGAUGCCUUCAAACUCCACAGAUCCAGUGAUCCCACCACCUCCACCUUCCCCGGUUCAGAAACAACGCCCUGUGACCUCGCAGCAGCCACCAAAUCCCAAAAAAGAGGAAAAAACAGCACCCUCUAGUGGAACGACUUCAACAGAACAGUCAAAUGGGGUCAAGAAAGAUAACCCCCGUGAGAAGAGUCGAGGCGCGUGUGCUUUCUGUCGGAAGCCCAUCCUGUUUUCUGAGGAGGCGUUAACGGCCCUGCAGAAGCUUUACCAUAAAGGCUGCUUCAGGUGCCGGUCUUGUUCCAGCCCUCUGGCUGGAAAACAGUUCUACCACGAGGCGGAAAUCCCUAAAUGUGAGAAGUGUCAUGAGGCCAGCCUUGAGAUUUGCUGGUCAUGUGGUCAUCGCAUCAAAGGCAAACUGGUGCGGGCGCUCCAACGAACAUACCAUCCUGCUUGUUUUACCUGCGUCACGUGUAAGCAGCCUCUUGAAAACUUUAUCCAGGCAGAUACUGGAGAACUGUAUUGUUGCCUGGACUACAACAGGAAGCACGCUAAGAAGUGCGUUGUCUGUCAGAAGCUACUGAUAGACUCUGAUGGAAGUCUUCUCUCGUACAUUACACAUCAUGGACGCCCCUUCCAUCGCGAGUGCUUCAGCUGUGAGGUGUGUGGCUUCAAGUUCUCUACUGAGGAGGGGGGUGAUAGCUAUUUUUUCAACGGCAAAACGCUUUGCCUCGUUUGCAUUGAAAGGAUGCAAAACUGAUUAUCAUUAUUAUUAAGAAUCAUUCAUUGCUUUUUGAGUUCAUUGUAUACAGUAAUCCCUCAACCUCGGAUAUAUCGGAUUCAAUUGUUCCCACUGGUUUUGUCCGAUAUAAGCGAAAUCCGUUAUAUGCGUAUACCGGAAAAUGUCCAUUUUACGCAUAUAUGGGAUUUAUAUCCGGUAUAUGCGUAAAUGGGAUUUUAUCCGUUAUAAAAAGGCACUUCCUUGACUAUGUUUCCAAUGUACCUGGACGCGCAGGCAACGCUGCAAACGCUGCAAAUGACGUCGUAUAGCGGCCUGUCACGAUUCAGCGAAUCGGAGCGCCACGAUGCGGCCAUCCGAUAUAUGCGAGGGAAAUUUCAUGGAAAUGCAUUGGAACGGGACUGGAGAUUUUGUCCGAAAUAGGCGAAAUCCGUUAUAAAAAAUCCGAUAUAUGCAAUGAAUUUUUAUUGGAAAUGCAUUACAGAAAAAUUGGUUCUUUUUUAUCUGUCCGUUGUGAGCGAAUUUCCAAUAUAUCCGAGUCCGAUAUAUCCGAGGUUUACUGUGUUAUUAUUGAAUAUUUUUGUAAUUAGAUCAGAAUCAGAAUCAGAAUCAGAAAAGGUUUAUUGCCAGGUAUGAUCAAACACAUACUAGGAAUUUGUUUUGGUAUAGUAGGUGCAUACACAUCUAUUAAAAAAGAAUGAGGAUACAAAAUAUGAAAUACAAAAUAUGAAAAUACAAAAUAUACAGAAUAACAGUAUAAAUAUAUGUACACAGUCUGUUUUUGUUUGUUAUUCCGGAAGUGCAGUCUGAUUGUUUUUCCUAAGAGUCCAAACUGAGCGUUAAUGUAACGUAUACAAUGAAAGUGUCAAAGUGUCAAAGUGUCAAAGUGGCAGGAUGAGGCAGAGGUGGGGUGUGAAGAGUGUCAUGUGGGGUUCCGGGCCUUGUUGAUGAGGCUGACAGCAGACGGGAAGAAACUGUUCUUGUGGCGUGAGGUUUUGGUCCUGAUGGACCGCAGCCUCCUGCCAGAGGGGAGCGUCUCGAAGAGUCUAUGUCCGGGGUGAGAGGGAUCGGCCACAAUCCUUUCUGCACGCCUCAGGGUCCUGGAAGCGUACAGACCCUGGAGGGAUGGGAGAUUGCAGCCAAUCACCUUCUCUGCAGACCGAAUGACACGCUGCAUCCUGCCUUUGUCCUUAGCCGUGGCAGCAGCGUACCAGAUGGUGAUGGAGGAGGUGAGGGUGGACUCAAUGAUGGAGGUGUAGAAGUGCACCAUCAUUGUCUUUGGCAGGCUGAAUUUCUUCAGCUGCCGUAGGAAGUACAUCCUCUGCUGAGCCUUCUUGAUGAGGGAGCUGAUGUUCGUCUCCCACUUGAGGUCCUGGGAGAUGAUGGUACCCAGGAAGCGGGAGGACUCUACAAUGUCGAUUGUGGAGUCACAGAGGGUGAUGGGGACAGGAGAGGCUGAUUUCUUCCUGUUGUCCACAACCAUCUCCACUGUUUUUAGGGCGUUGAGCUCCAGGUUGUUCAGGUUGCACCAAGUCGCCAGAUGGUCAACCUCCCACCUGUAGGCGGACUCGUCACCGUCAGAGAUGAGUCCGAUGAGGGUGGUGUCGUCCGCAAACUUCAGGAGUUUGACAGACUGGUGACUGGAGGUACAACUGUUCGUGUACAGGGAGAAGAGCAGAGGAGAAAGAACGCAGCCCUGGGGGGAUCCGGUGCUGAUGGUUCUUGUAUCGGAGAAGUGUUUCCCCAGCUUCACACACUGUUUCCUGUCAGACAGGAAGUCUGUAAUCCACCUGCAGGUGGAGUCAGGCACGCUCAGCUGGGAGAGCUUCUCCUGGAGCAGAGAUGGGAGGAUGGUGUUGAAUGCAGAGCUGAAGUCCACGAACAGGAUGCUAGCGUAGGUUCCUGCGGAGUCCAGGUGCUGGAGGAUGUAGUGGAGGGCCAAGUUGACUGCAUCGUCUACAGACCUGUUGGCUCUGUAGGCAAACUGCAGGGGGUCUAGGAGAGGGUCGGUGAUGACUUUGAGGUGAAAGAGCACAAGGCGCUCAAAGGACUUCAUGACCACGGAGGUCAGGGCGACGGGUCUGAAGUCAUUAAGUCCUGUGGUCCUUGGCUUUUUGGGAACAGGGAUGAUGGUUGAAAACCUGUUUAAAGUAUGAUUUUUGGUAUUAUUAGAGCCUUCUAGACAUUCUAGACCAGGGGUGGGCAAACUUUUUGACUCGCGGGCCGCAUUGAUAUGACAAAAUUUACGGGGGGGGCAGACUAUAUAUUUUACACGUAACAGUCCACCUGGUAUUAUUGUAUCUGUAAAA